Messenger RNA from Australozyma saopauloensis, 468 nucleotides. It is a transcript of the gene ARC15, whose product is annotated as Arc15p. Gene Ontology annotation, molecular function: actin filament binding. Lineage: Eukaryota; Fungi; Ascomycota; Pichiomycetes; Serinales; Metschnikowiaceae. The transcript has a single exon. Gene Ontology annotation, biological process: Arp2/3 complex-mediated actin nucleation; regulation of actin filament polymerization. The coding region runs from base 1 to 468 and encodes 155 amino acids. Gene Ontology annotation, cellular component: actin cytoskeleton; Arp2/3 protein complex; cytoplasm. The record is from RefSeq and is a predicted model, not a curated record.
AUGGACGACUGGAGAAGAAUUGACAUUGACGCCUUGGAACCUGAGAACCAUUUGUGCAAGCUGGACUUGAUUCCACAGGUGGACCCUGUUUCCCCUGAACAGGCACAAGCAGUAGCUCAGUCAGUGAAACAGAACUUAUCCCUGGGCAAGUUUCUAGAGGCCUUACAGACUGCAUUGGACACUCCUCCAUACGUCAGCGACGAGUCUACAAAGGUAUUACACGCGGAGACUGUUUUCGAGGUGCUUGCGUCCAUCAAGAACAAUCACAAUGCCUCUGAAUAUGGCAACUUUGUAUCACAAUUGAGUUCCGAGCAGCAAGAUACUUUGAUCAAAUACAUCUACAAAAUCAUGGGGAUGCCUUUUGGAGCGAAACAUGGCGCCUUGAUGUUGGGCUGGUUUGAAAAGACCGUGGAUGUUACUGGAAUGGGACCUGUGGUUCGGUUUUUCUCUGAUAGAAGAACCGUUUAA